Messenger RNA from Sander lucioperca (pikeperch), 2012 nucleotides. RefSeq names its product growth factor independent 1A transcription repressor b (gene gfi1ab). The record is from RefSeq and is a predicted model, not a curated record. Gene Ontology annotation, cellular component: nucleus. Bases 216 to 1406 code for a protein of 396 amino acids. Lineage: Eukaryota; Metazoa; Chordata; Actinopteri; Perciformes; Percidae. The transcript is spliced from 6 exons.
GUAGUGCAGUGCGCGGAGGAGUCUCUGCAGUGACACCUGUCCGUGCAACACCUGGCAGACAGGACGGAGGUUGUGCGCAUGCUCUGUCGUCAGGUUUAAAUCUAUUAAAGCACUUGGACCCGCAGCUCCCCACCAGUGGAGAUCGGGUCUUUGCAGAGUUCAGAGCGAGCAGCAGCUGGAUUAUUCUCACUGAUUUGUCUGCUCUCGGAUCAGAGAUGCCUCGCUCCUUCAUGGUGAAGAGUAAGAAGGCGCACAGUUACCACCAGCCCCGGAGUUUGGAGGAUGACUACAGCAGGCUGGAUACUAUACUGACUCACAUAUGCUCAGAUGCUGACUGCGCUCCUCCCUGUGACCUCUCGGAAGCAGAUAAGCUUCAAGAUGAUACCGACAUGUCGGUGGACAGGUACGGCCUCUCCCCGGACUUCCGCCUGGCCGACGCUGCUGAUUUCUCCCCGAAGUCCCCGCUGAGCUGCCCCGACAGUCUGUGCGCUCGCUCUCCGGACUAUGAGGAUUUCUGGAGGCCUCCGUCCCCCUCUGCAUCCCCGGUUGAUUCUGAGAAAUCCCUGUCUCCUCUGGUGGAUGAGACCCAGCCCUUCACUAUUCCCUACCGGCCGUAUGCGUGGAGCAGCUACCCGGAACCGGGGCUGAGGCCAAUGGUGCAGGAGAGCCUCCAUCCCGGCAUGGAGGUGGACAGGGGCCCGGCGGCGUUGGCCUUCUACGGUGACAGGAGCACCCACUCAGCCCUGUACGCAGACCGGACUCUGGAUGAGGAGACUUACGGUGACUACAGGAGGCACGCUGCCGCUUUGCUGUUCCCAGAGGGAGGCCUGCAUAGAAAAACCCACAAUGUGAAGGCCCAGUCUGACCUGCUCUGCUCCAGUCUGAUCCUCAAUGGUGCUUACAAGUGUAUCAAGUGCAGUAAGGUGUUUUCCACUCCGCACGGUUUAGAAGUCCAUGUCCGCAGAUCGCACAGUGGCACCAGGCCAUUUGCGUGUGAAAUAUGCGGCAAAACUUUCGGACACGCAGUCAGCCUGGAACAACACAAAGCCGUGCACUCUCAGGAAAGAAGUUUCGACUGCAAAAUAUGCGGUAAAAGUUUUAAGAGGUCGUCUACUCUGUCGACGCACCUGCUUAUCCACUCCGACACUCGGCCAUACCCCUGCCAGUACUGCGGGAAGAGGUUCCACCAGAAGUCAGACAUGAAGAAACACACUUUCAUCCACACAGGUGAGAAACCACACAAAUGCCAGGUUUGUGGGAAAGCGUUCAGCCAGAGCUCCAACCUUAUCACACACAGCAGGAAACACACCGGGUACAAACCUUUCGGCUGCGACCUCUGCGGCAAAGGUUUCCAGAGAAAAGUGGAUCUGAGGAGACACAAAGAGACGCAGCACGGACUGAAAUGAAGCGAUCACUGCACACAUCGUGUCAUGUCAUCUGAGUCUUUAAAUCAUUAUUCUUGAAACGAGUGAGGACAUCUAACAAAGACAUUUUUAGACAUUUUCGCCCACCUUGAGGACAUUUCUUGGAUCAAGAUUCACUUUGAUCCACCUUUAGCUUUGUAAAAACUUGCAAAAGUGCAUUCGAAAUAUCUAAUUAUCUCAGCCGAUAGGCACAUUGUUUAUUUAUUUUAAUAAAGAAAAUGUAUAUGUCUCAUAAAUAAAACUUACAUAAACGGUGUCUUCUUCUGACGGACAUUUUGCAGUGCGAAGACAUCAACACUAAUUAUUCAACGGAUUGUUAUAAAGGUCCAAAAAACAGAGAUAAGCUGUGAACUGUGAGCAUGUUAAAACAAAUGUAUCAUGUUUGUAUGUCGACUGAUAUGAAUCAGCUUCAGUGGGCCCAAAAUAUUUGUUCUCACACUUAAAUAACCGGAUCAACAUGCAUAACAGAGAUGAAAAUCUGCACUUCUCCGAGGCAUUUUGUUUUCAAUGUGGUGACAUGCUGGCAAAACAGCCUCCUCAGACUGUGUGAUUUAAUAAACAGGGGGGGGGGGUUACUGCCUUACUCAC